Messenger RNA from Poeciliopsis prolifica (blackstripe livebearer), 2253 nucleotides. It is a transcript of the gene zc2hc1a, whose product is annotated as zinc finger, C2HC-type containing 1A. The transcript has 10 exons. Bases 97 to 1008 code for a protein of 303 amino acids. Lineage: Eukaryota; Metazoa; Chordata; Actinopteri; Cyprinodontiformes; Poeciliidae. The record is from RefSeq and is a predicted model, not a curated record.
CGGAAGUGAGACGCAGGUAUUGCUCUUUAUCGCCCAGGCUACGUUGGGCUGUUCGGCGUCAACGGCAGGAGCAUCAGACAAGAGAAUAACCCAAUAAUGGAAGAAUUUCAAGAUGGUGAAGCUCCUGGUGGGGACCUGUCUCAGUGCAAAAUCUGCAAAAGGUGUUUCUUCCCCAGUGUCCUGGAGAAACAUGCUAGAAUUUGCCAAAAGGCAGCGGCUAAAAGGAGAAGAGUUUUUGAUUCGAGCCGGCAGAGAGCUGAAGGCACAGACAUCUGCGUUCUAAAACCGAUGAAAGCAGUGUCACAAACUUCAGCUGCCGCACAUAAAGCCGAACCUCCGAAGAAGCCCUCCAACUGGCGGAAGAAACAUGAGGACUUCAUCGCUACCAUUCGAGCUGCCAAGGCCGCCACUCAGGCAAUGAGGGUGGGGGCACCUCUACCCCCACCUCCUCCUCCAACUUACGAUCCAGAUUACAUCCAGUGUCCUUACUGUCAGCGGAGGUUCAAUGAGAAUGCCGCUGACAGACACAUCAAUUUCUGCCGGGAGCAAGCUGCCCGCAUGCCCAAUAAAAGCAAGCUGGUAGAUGCCAAGAAGACUCCGCUUCGCACACAGUUUAAGCCUCCUGGUCCUGUAAAGAAAACAACCCCUCCUGGUACAUCAGCACUCCCCUCAACUUCUUCUCGUGUGCCCCAGAGACCCCUGGGACAGUACUCUGUAAGCCCCUCAGCAGGCCCAGUGAGGAAGAAUAUCUCUGGAAUCCCAAGCCCACCUUCAGGUGUGGGAAAUAAGGCCAGAGGUGUAAGCUCAGGCUACGGAGGUGUGGGUGGAGGUGUGAGAAACUCUCAGGUUGGAAUAGGAGCCAACAAAAAGAAAGCCGACACCAACAUGUCUGGGAAUGAUGUCAACGGCGGUGUGAAGAGCAAGUUCUGCCACGCCUGUGGCGCCAAGUACCCUGUUGACUCUGCCAAUUUCUGCUGUGAAUGUGGGAUUCGGAGGAUGUGCAUCUGACAUUGGUCAAAAGUCGGUGAAGGAACAGGAAAGUAGGGAUGCGUCUGUGCUUAGAUAGAAGUGAAGAAUAUCACCAAAGUUAAUAAAGACGACGAACAGAUUUUCCUUCUGACACACGUUGUUGCUGGUUUCCUGUUAGCUGAGGGGCAUGGCUAAGAUAAAAGCUAUACUGCUCUAUGCAACAAUAUGGCAGUGUUAUUCCUCAGUAUGUUGCUGAAUUAUUUUCUUUGAGCGGUGUUCAUAGUAAACUACACAGCUUUAAAUAUUUCAAACCCCUUAACUGUCAAGAGGACACCGGCGUCCUCCUGGACCAAUUGUCUGAAGUGUAAAGGUUUUCGGUGACCGUUGAGGGGUUAAUGCAUGUCGGCUCCUUUCUUGGGGAAAAACCCAUGCAAAUCAUCUUACCUUCCUUCUCACUACUUCCUAUGUAAGUAUCAAAAACAAAGUUACUGCCCUGGGAUUAGCAAGUGUGCAGAAAUCCGCCCCGAGAAGUGUGUAGUGAAACUGGGAAGAGUGUUUGGUGAAGCUUGUUGGAGAAGGCUGUGAUUGUUACUGAGUUUGUAUCCCGACCUGAAGCGCAUUCAGUCAGUCUUCUCUUCUCAAACAGAAGGUUUUCAUACUAAAGUGCAAUAUAACUGACUACUGAGGGAACGCAAUGUGGUUUUUACAUUUAAAAAUAGGUUGGAACUUUUCUCUUACCGCCCUGUUCAGACUGAAAUCACUCCCUAUAGAAACCAGUUUUUAAAGCUGUCACUUUACAGACAUGUCCCAUUAUACUACUGCUACUGGCAAAUGUGGUUUUUACUCUGUCCCCCCUUCUCCUCCCAUUAUUUUAUGAAGUGAAAUUUAUUUAUUUUCUUAAUCCAUUUAAUUUAUGCUGAAUGAAAUGAGAUAUGAUUCUCACAAUUAUUAAUUUUUUUAAGUGUAAUUGUUUUUUUUUUCUUAUGGAUUCAUUGUUCAACAAAUUACGAAUUGUAGAAUCACAACUACAGUGACACUAGAUUGUAUAUUUCUGUGGGACUUGUCGGCGCCUAUCCAAGUUUUCUCUAUCCACUCUGUUCUUAUUGAAGUCAUUUUCUACUCCUAGCAAUGGUUUGAGUUGUUUGGUUUUCCAAACAACUCAAAGGAGAAAUAUUUAAGCUGAGCAAACAGUUGGAUUUCUUGCGUUAAAAGCAUUUAACCUCUAUAUGGUUGUGCCCUUAAUGUCAUGUAUGUCAACCACAUAAAUAAACUUCUUUGAAGACA